Messenger RNA from Panicum hallii, 1453 nucleotides. Its product is annotated as ubiquinone biosynthesis O-methyltransferase, mitochondrial-like. Bases 231 to 1217 code for a protein of 328 amino acids. Lineage: Eukaryota; Viridiplantae; Streptophyta; Magnoliopsida; Poales; Poaceae. The record is from RefSeq and is a predicted model, not a curated record. Gene Ontology annotation, biological process: ubiquinone biosynthetic process. The transcript has 9 exons. Gene Ontology annotation, molecular function: 2-methoxy-6-polyprenyl-1,4-benzoquinol methyltransferase activity.
GGUUACCUGAUCGGGUGACCAAACCCAAAACCCUCCGCGUCACGCCGGCAGUCCGCGCCAUCGCCGCCGUGCGCCGCCCGCCCGCGCCACCGCCUCUCCUCGCGCCGCCGCUCCGCUGCUCUAUCCGCACCGUCUCGACGUCCGCCGCCGUCCUCUAUUUCCCAAUUCCACCCUGCUUUUCCCACUCCAAACGCCACGUGACCUUGCCGGUGCUCCGGUAGCGGCGCACGAUGCUCCGCCGCGUGCCUCCCUCCCUACGCCGCGCCCUUCUCUCCUCCGCCUCCACACACUACGGCGGGGCACAAAUCCCGAACCCCAGCCACUAUCCUUCCCAGACCAUCCUCCCCCAAUGGCGGCGUCACGCCUCUGUUGCCUCCUCCUCGGCCCCGCCGCAGUCGCCGCCUCCUCCAUCUCCGCCUCGGGGUCCGUCGCGGUCGGGCGGAGGCGGUCGCACUGUCUCGUCGCUGAACCCCGCCGAGGUCGCCAAGUUCGCUGCCAUCGCAGAGACCUGGUGGGAUGCAAACGGUCCAUUCAAACCUUUGCAUUUGAUGAAUCCAACCCGACUGUCUUUUAUCCGCUCCACUCUUUGUAGACAUUUCAGGAGGGAUCCAUAUUCAUCUAAGCCACUUGAAGGCCUCAAAGUUGUUGAUGUUGGAUGUGGAGGUGGCAUUCUGUCAGAGCCUCUUGCUCGGAUGGGAGCUACAGUUACUGCAAUUGAUGCUGCUGACAAGAAUAUAAAGAUCGCAAGUAUUCACGCGGCAUCUGAUCCGACAACUGCUUCCAUUGAGUAUUGCUGCACAACAGCUGAGGCACUGGUAAAAGAGAAAAGGCUGUUUGAUGCUGUAAUUUCUCUUGAGGUGAUUGAGCAUGUCGCUAAUCCUUUGGAGUUUUGCGAAUCUCUCUCGGCUUUGACAAUUCCUAAUGGUGCCACUUUGGUUUCCACAAUCAACCGUUCAAUGAGAGCAUAUACCACCGCAAUAGUUGCUGCUGAGUACAUCCUCAGAUGGCUUCCUAGAGGCACACAUGAGUGGUCCAAACUGGUUACCCCUGAGGAGCUUUCCCUAAUGCUGCAAAAAGCUGCUGUCUCUGUUGAAGAGAUGGCAGGGUUCGUUUAUAAUCCGCUGAGUGGAGAGUGGUCUCUGUCAGAUGAUAUCAGUGUGAACUAUAUUGCUUUUGGCGUCAAGAAGAGUGAAACACCAUCAACAAAUUGCACAUAGGCAUGGUUAUUGUGGUUGAAGAAAAAUAAUUGGCAAAAUCGUGCCGUUUGAAUCUUACUGCUAAGGAUACAACCACGAUGUGUGGAAGCCCCAUUGAGAAGUUGUCAAGUUGACGAGAGACAGCUGCUAACAAGUAGAGCUAGCUCUGCCUUCUUUGGACUGUGUAAUAAUGUAAUACACGGAUGCUUCAUACAGUUUUAGCAAUUUUGUGGCAAAUACAAGGAUAGUGCUUUCAA